Helobdella robusta is the source of this 165-nucleotide messenger RNA. RefSeq lists its product as hypothetical. The record is from RefSeq and is a predicted model, not a curated record. Gene Ontology annotation, molecular function: protein dimerization activity. Lineage: Eukaryota; Metazoa; Annelida; Clitellata; Rhynchobdellida; Glossiphoniidae. The annotation marks the transcript as partial. The transcript has a single exon.
AGAAUAUUUCUUACAAUUUCUGUGACAACAUGCAGCUCUGAAAGAUCGUUUUCCGUCCUUCGACGCAUAAAAACUUAUUUACCAUCAAAAAUCAGUCAGCUAAGAUUAAACCAUUUGGCCAUACUACUAUGCUACAAAGAACGCGCCCACAAUCUUUCAAUUGAA